AUGUCUGAAAAAGUGGAUGUCUCCCAUACCACUGAGACCUCCACCUCCGCUGCCACCUCGACCCCCAGCUCCCAUACCACUGCGACCUCCAGCUUCGCUACCACCUCGACCCCCAGCUCCCAUUCCACUGAGACCUCCACCUCCGCUGCCAUCUCGACCCCCAGCUCCCAUACCACUGAGACCUCCAGCUUUGCUACCACCUCGACCCCCAGCUCCCAUUCCACUGAGACCUCCACCUCCGCUGCCAACUCGACCCCCAGCUCCCCUCCCACUGUGAACCCCAGCUCCGCUGCCACCUCGACCCCCAGCUCCCAUUCCACUGAGACCUCCACCUCGGCUGCCACCUUGACCCCCAGCUCCCCUCCCACUGUGAACCCCAACUCCACUGCCACCUCGAACCUCGCCUCCCCGGCAGUCUCAACCACCAGCUCUCCUGACACCUCAACCUCCACCUCUACUCCUACUCCCAGCUCAUCUGACACUUCAACCCCCAGCUCCCCUGCUGCCUCGACCCCCAGCUCCACUGUCGCCUCAACCCCCAGCUCCCCUGCUGCCUCGACCCCCAGCUCCGCUGUCAGCUCAACCCCCAGCUCUGCUGCCACCUCGACCCCCAGCUCCGCUGCCACCUCAAUCCCUAGCUCCACUGUCACCAUGACUCCCAGCUCCGCUGCCACCUCGACCCCCAGCUCCGCUGCCACCUCGACCCCCAGCUCCACUGUCACCUCGACCCCCAGCUCCGCUGCCACCUCGACCCCCAGCUCCGCUGCUACCAUUACUCCCAGCUCCACUGCCACCAUGACCCCCAGCUCCGCUGCCACCUCGACCCCCAGCUCCACUGCCACCUCGACCCCCAGCUCUGCUGCCACCUCGACCCCCAGCUCCGCUGCCACCUCGACCCCCAGCUCUGCUGCCACCAUGACCCCCAGCUCCGCUGCCACCAUGACCACCAGCUCCGCUGCCACCUCGACCCCCAGCUCUGCUGCCACCAUGACCCCCAGCUCUGCUGUCACUGGGACCGCCAGCUCUGCUGCCACCUCGACCCCCAGCUCCACUUCCAGAGCUACCAGCUCUGCUACAAUCUCUCCACAAUCUACAGUCACUACAUCCAAGAAUACUGGGCAUCCUACCUCUUCUGGGUCUCCUGCAGUUACACCCACCCCCGCUGUCAUCAGCUCUGCAAGUUCACCUAGCUCCAGCGCUUCUAGCGUCCCAGCCUCAUCUGCUCCCACCCCGGGUUCCAUCCCAACUAGUGGAGAUACGACUUCUUCUGGCCCACCGAGGACUGGACCAGCCACCUCUCCCAGUCUACCAGAAUCCACGACACCUUCAGGGUCUGGCGCUACCGCCUCAUCUUUUGGGCCCGUUUCUGUCACCUCACAGACCACAGCCUCUCCGGAUAGCAGCGCCCUCCCCUACUGGGCCAUCAUCCUCAUCUGCCUGGCCGCGCUGAGUCUGCUGAGCUUCUGCUCUCUGCUGGCGUUUUUCCUAAAGUCGAGGCUGGUUGGUGCCACCUCCUACUCCGUCCAGAAGGCUCAUCAGUUCCUCCAGAACCGGACCUGAUGCGAUCACAGCUGAGGGAAGAAUGGGCCAUCCAGAACCUCCGACUACAGCCACCCAUAAGGGGGCUGCUCCGAUCCGGCACGCCUGGGCUAACCCAGAGCCACUAUAGUCAGUAUUGAGCCAAGAAAGCCAGUAUUAAUCCUUAGCUGCCAGAUGAACAUAUGCUGCCUUCUGGGGGGCAGCGGUGGGAUGGCGCUUUGGUCCCCUUCCGGGGGCAGGGAACACAGAUCGGUGGAAUCUGCACUGAGAACCCAGGCAUCCUAUGUUCUGUUACAUCCAUUAGGUGGAACCCAGAAGAAAGGAACAGAGAAAAUAAAAAGGAGAUGGAUGACUAUCGAAUGGGCUGGAUGGUGGUGGGAUUGUCCAGUGGUUAGUGCAUAGGACUCCUGGCUUCUAUCCCCAAUUGUUGGAGUGAAGUGGGGUCUAGUAGGUUAAGCAGAGGGAACUGGGAGCCAGGACACCUGGGUUCUAUUCCUCUGACUGAACAGCAUCCAUUUAACAAAUAUUUUCUUUGCUGGUCUGCACUGCUGUAUUUGGCUGCCUUAGACUGUGACCUCUUCAUGGCAGGGCCUGUCUCUCUCUGUGUGUCUGUGCAGCGCCCGGCACAACGGGGCCCUGAUCUCAGCUGGG
Messenger RNA from Trachemys scripta elegans, 2190 nucleotides. It is a transcript of the gene MDC1, whose product is annotated as mediator of DNA damage checkpoint 1. NCBI's taxonomy places the organism in Eukaryota, Metazoa, Chordata, Testudines, Emydidae. The transcript is spliced from 6 exons. The record is from RefSeq and is a predicted model, not a curated record. The coding region runs from base 1 to 1560 and encodes 519 amino acids.